This is a messenger RNA of Colletotrichum navitas, 942 nucleotides long. RefSeq lists its product as uncharacterized. Bases 99 to 587 code for a protein of 162 amino acids. The record is from RefSeq and is a predicted model, not a curated record. The transcript is spliced from 2 exons. NCBI's taxonomy places the organism in Eukaryota, Fungi, Ascomycota, Sordariomycetes, Glomerellales, Glomerellaceae.
AGACGCCCUCCCCCCGUCUCCCCGCUCGCUUCUUGCAGCCGCAUGGCAUUUGCAUCAAGUAAUCUGCGGCCGUAGCCGCCGGCUCAGUCGGCGGGGAGAUGCACGUUUUGCUUCCGCCGCUGGUCUCUCUUCUUUGUCUACCUGUCUUCUACAAACACACCACAUCCCUACGUCCAACGCCAUGCCACCCUCGAUGCGAAGAAACGUCCCGGAUGUUAUAUCCCCUGAGUCCCCGCGGUCCUUCAAAUGCCGCCGCCUUGCCUGCCACAUGUGCUGUGGACGCAUCGUGGCGACAGCUUCUUCAUCCCUUGUGCUCCCCUUGCUCUCGGUGGAGUCUCAAGCCACCUCAAGGCGAGGAAUGGGGAUUGGAUCGACAGCCUCGUAUCUGUAUCCGUACAUGCGCCAGCCUUGGUAACUGCUGCGCAGUGACGGCAAAUGAAGCACCCGUGAUGCGCGCCAAACGAGGCCGUCACAAGCGAGCCCUCAACUCCUGCGAGGACCAAAAUUGCCUGGGAACAUUCCGUGUCUUCCCCUCGCGCAUACGACGAGGCGGUGAAGAAACGAGUGAACCUCUUCAUGGUGGUUGAUAGCGUGCAUUGCAGUAGUAUACCCAGGAUUUAUUGAUGCAGCCCUUUGUGCAUUGCAUUCUUGUCCUGCGGUUGACUUCUGGGUGCUGGUUGCGCUGUAAGUCUUUUCACCCCACUGCAGGUAAAAGCAAACACGGAAAAGAGACAAAUGCAAUUUGGACCAUCACACCCCCUCCCCCCCCCCUCCCCCAUGCGCAGAUGGAUGGAUGGAGGAGAGACGGGCAGAGACGGGGGGCUUCUAGAAGACCUGCUCCCAGAUGCACACCCGCCUCGAGGACCCCCACCCACUUAGCAAUCCAAUCUCGUAAGUUUCGCUCGGAAUAGAAUUAUUGUUUCUUCCCUAGCCCUGCAGGGU